Pseudonaja textilis is the source of this 2258-nucleotide messenger RNA. RefSeq names its product centrosomal protein 44 (gene CEP44). Gene Ontology annotation, biological process: centriole replication; centriole-centriole cohesion. The record is from RefSeq and is a predicted model, not a curated record. Gene Ontology annotation, cellular component: centrosome; spindle pole. NCBI's taxonomy places the organism in Eukaryota, Metazoa, Chordata, Lepidosauria, Squamata, Elapidae.
CGCGAAGAGCGACGUUGUUUUACCCUUUUGAGACGCCCCUGGAGGAGCCUCUGCUGGGGAGAGCAUUUUUAAACAGGCGCUGGAAUAAAGGGGUCAGGAGUCUGUGGACCCGAAACUAAAACUAGUUUUGGCUGCCCGCGGGAGUGCUUAAACUGCCGCUCGGCUUGGAGGUGAAGGCGCAACCCGGCGCGCCAGGGCAAGGCGGGUUAAAGCCUUCUUUCGAUCGAAGCGGCCGGACUGAAGGUAUCCCCGGGCGCUUUCCAACGUCCUCCUUGGCCAGUCCUCCAGAAGGUCGCCAGUGCAAAUGCCACAGUGAGCAUGUAUUAUAAUUAAAAGAAUAAUUAUACCAUGGCUACAGGAGACCUAAAAGGAAACUUGCAUAAGAUAGAACAAAAACUCCGGGUUAUAAAUUAUCCUAGUGAUGUGGAUUAUAUGGGGUUGGCAAAGGGUGAUCCAUCUGUAUAUUUACCAAUCAUUAGCUACUGUUUCACAUCAUUCUCAACAUAUAUUGCAGAACUUGUAAUGGAUUCAGGGAUGGAACUUACAGCAAAGAAUGAUUCACGUUUUGUUGAUGCUAUGUAUAAGCUUCUUCGUGAUCAAUUUCAGUACAAACCAGUCCUGUCAAAACAGCAGUUCCUUCAAUAUGGCUUUGCAGAAAGAAAAAUACAGAUUGUUUGUGAUAUUAUUAGUUACAUUUAUAAAAGGCACAAAGAAUUCAGUAACAUGAAUAAGAUAAAAUCCCAAUCAGAAAAGAAAGCCCAUGUGGUUAAAUCUCUAUCCCACACAGGUUUUUCCAAUCCGUCUGUUACUGUAGCUAUCAGUACUAUGGAUUUGCAGCAGAAACCUCAAAUAGAACGUCAUGAAGGUGUGACUAGCGUGCAUAUCCCUGAAGAUUUCAUCAGUGAAACAUUGCAGGAAGUGAAAGAUUACGUUGUAAAUAAAGUUGAAGUUUUGGACUAUGACACUGAUGUUUCGGAUAAUAUAGAUGUAGAGGUUUUAAAGAAGGACAAUGAAUUAGAAGACUUGAAAAGUCAACUUGUUGAACUGCAGCAAAAGUUUCAUUCAUUGAGCAAUGUGGACGAAAAGUUACAGACUUUAGAAAAAAAACUGCAAGGGAAAAUUGUUAUAGAAGAGAAUGAGUGGAAUAAUCUUUUGAGCCGUGUCCUCCUCCUUGAAACACAACUGUUACUUCAUUCCAAAACAGCUGAUUUGUCUACAAAAUUAAAUAAUGUAUGUGAAGAAGAUUCUUCUACCAGAAACACAACUCUAUCUUCUGAUAAAGAGAAAGUAGAAUUGCCAGACAAUCCUCAUCAGUCAUCUGGAUAUAGUUCGUUGUUAUCUGCAGAUCCAUCUCCCGAAGUCCUGGCUGUUGAUGAUGAUGUGUCAGAGAUUUCAAAGGAAACAACAAUUCAAAAAAUGGAAAGAAUAAGCAAAAUGGUUGAGGAAACUUCAGAAUUGUUGAAGAUUUCACGUAACACCUCUUCAGAGUAUUCUACUCAACCUGAGAACUGAAAUUGAUUAUGUGUGUCCAUGAUUUUUUUUAGAAUUCUUUGGAUCGUUUUUUGUUGUGUUUGGGAUUGAAAUUAUUUAAACUGUUCCUUUUUAAAAAUAUAUAUUUUAUAUAUGUGUGUGCCAUUGAUAUGUAUAUUACAAAUAACUCAAUAUGUGGCAACAUUAAUUUACCCACAGUCCAUUUUUGUAACAAACUUUGCUGACAUCAGGUUAAAUGGCAUAUAAUUUUAAAGAACAGGCUCAAUGAACAGGCUCAUAUUUUAUACUUUGUUGGAAAUAUUUUAGCUGGGGCUUGCAUAUUGUGCCUAAGGAAAAUAUGUAUAUGCCAUUAGUAAAGUGUGCACACAUAUUUUUACACAUACACACAUAUAUAUUGUUUUUAACAUACAUUAAAUACAUGCAGAUCUAUUUUAAUAUUUAUCUGUGAUAAGAGCAGCAAUAUAUUUCAGCUUUCAUUGUGUGUGAUAAAGUAAAAUAUAUUUUGAUAAAAAGUUAUUCAAAUAAAUAAGAUUUUGAAUUUUGACUAGCAAAUGUCUUGAAUAUUUUAGUGCUAGAUAAUCUAACACAUUUUAAGAUCAGCAGAACAGAUGGAGACCAUUGAAUUGGUAUAUAAAAAUUACAUGAUUUGAAGCCAUAUAAAUAAUGCUUUGGAGAUUAAAAUUGAUGUAAAACAGUUGUAAAUGCGAUUUAUUUGGGUGAGAAAUACCCAAGGGAUUGGGGAAAGGAAUUAACGUCUUUAAGUUGUU